AUGUCAGAAAAUAAAAAUAACAAUUACUUAACGGCUGAGUAUUAUACAACUAGGCGUGCUUAUAACGAAACUAAAAAAGCUUAUAUUGAGAGGAUUAGUAAAAAUAAAAUAAUAGACUUCAUCCCACGGAAUGAGAUUGAGGAAAAAAUAGAAUAUGUUGAUGUUGGAGGUUCUGGGCUUAUUACAAAGGCGAAAUGGAUAAAAAAGAAUAUAACUGUUGUUUUAAAGACAGUGAUAGUUUCUGAAGAAACAAAUUCAGAUAAUGAUGAAUUUAUUAAAGAGAUUAAGGCUUUUCAUAAUAUUGGACUAGUGCUUUCAAGUAAAACGAAUGAAGAAAAUGAAGAAAAACCAUCUCUUGUAGGAUAUGAAAAUGUAAUCAAAUUUUAUGAACAACCAAUAAAUGAGUCAACUGAUUCCUAUGUUAAACUUUAUACAAAUUGCUGGGAUGGUGAUCCUAAGUCGCGACCAGAAAUUAAUCAGGUAUAUGAAUCAAUACGUCAAGAAGACAUAAUAUCAGGUGAAAAAUGGAAAGAGUUACCACAAAGUUGUAAUUCAUCACAAAGUAAUGAUUCACCAAAAAGUAGUGAUUUAUCACAAAGUAGUAAUUUAUCACAAAGUAGUGAUUCAUUACAAAGUAGCAUAUCUGAUGCCGAUACCGAAUCUAAUAAAACCAAUGACGAAGAACUUCUUAAUAUUAUGUCUGAGGCGUUUGGACAUCUCUCUACCGAAAUUCGUGAGAGGAUUCUACAAAUUUCUGAUG
Molecule: messenger RNA, 760 nt
Organism: Racocetra fulgida
Lineage: Eukaryota; Fungi; Glomeromycota; Glomeromycetes; Diversisporales; Gigasporaceae
Source: the annotation of a GenBank genome assembly